UGCUCUGGGGGAUCAGUCUCCAUCGAGCAGCGAUCACGGAAGCAUGGCGAGAUCAGAGCGCAGUUCGAGGCUUCUUAUCGGCAUCACUUGGGCCUGGGCCCUCGGCUAUGGUCUUAUCAGUAUGACUCUGGCUGAUUCCGCCCAAAUCCCAGACAGAUCUUCCGCCUUGGCUGGCCCCACAAUUCAGGCAGUGGAAAGGCUCUUCAAUCAGGUUUUAUACUCUACCAUUGAGGAUGCCCGCCAAAGACUUCCGCACCUGAACAGCAGCGAAGUCAUCGAUAGGCAGUACUUCGAGGAACUGGACUUGAUUGCGGGAAACGAAGACUACUACAGCACUGCCUACUACAUCUUCGCCUGGAUCAACAGCGAUUUGAUGUCCCACAAAACUCCGGAUAAGCUGCUAGACGAAGUCCUGCCGGUCGAGAAGAUUGCUAUUCGGAACUUCUUUGGCAAAGUCAAGACACAUCUGAGCAAGUAUCUACGCCAAAGUCGGCAGGAAAGGCCGCAAUUGAUUGCCAACAUCACACGAUGGAACACCGAAACCGACGACAGCCUGAUCAUGUCCUAUCUGGAAUUCCCUCAAAACCUGCAGGGCCAACUUCCCGAAAUCCAUCUGAUGGAGUACACCAAGUUGGCCCAGGCUUUAUUGCAGGGCUUGGCCAGGGGUAUUUGGUCGAAUUUAUAGUAUAAUUCGUAAUAUGCAAACCUAAAUAUAUAAAAACAUUAAGACAAACUCAUUCAAAAUUACAAGUUACAUUUCUGUCCAUAUUUGUAUGCAUUUAUGCAACUAAUAAGUAAUAAUAAAGAGAAAAUACUUAAGACGUC
Molecule: messenger RNA, 825 nt
Organism: Drosophila rhopaloa
Lineage: Eukaryota; Metazoa; Arthropoda; Insecta; Diptera; Drosophilidae
Exons: 2
Coding region: 44-685 (213 amino acids)
Source: RefSeq, a predicted model, not a curated record